Cuscuta epithymum is the source of this 1615-nucleotide messenger RNA. NCBI's taxonomy places the organism in Eukaryota, Viridiplantae, Streptophyta, Magnoliopsida, Solanales, Convolvulaceae. The record is from the annotation of a GenBank genome assembly.
UCCAAAAGCCCACAAACUUCAGGCCUAAGCCCAUCGUCAUUAUCGUCUUCCCACCUCUUCCUCCAGCAUCGAUUUUCUAGUUCUCAGUUCUCACAAUCACCAGAUGUUUUUUGGUUUACGCGCGCUACCUUUCUGACAAAGGCUAUAGAAGAAGUUAUUAUGGCUUUGUAGAUGGAAGCCAGUUCCGAACCCAAGACGGCCAGUGAAAUGGCCGACCUUGAUGCCUUUACUGCUCUCAAACAGUCCGCUGCUAUCGAACACAAGGAAAAGGGUAAUGAGUAUGUGAAGAUGGGGAAAAAACAUUACUCUGAUGCUAUUGAUUGCUACACCAAGGCAAUCAAUCAACAGGCUUUGAGUGAUUCUGAGCAAUCUAUUAUUUUUUCGAAUCGAGCCCAUACUAAUCUACUGUUGGGAAAUAAUAGACGAGCACUACAGGAUGCUGAGGAGGCCAUUAAACUUUGCCAAACAAACAUUAAGGCAUUAUACAGAGCAGCCAAAGCAUCAUUCUCUCUUGGUCUGCUAGUUGAAGCUACAUCAUACUGUAAACAGGGCCUUGAGCAGUCCUCUUCCAAUGAAGACUUCAAGAAACUUGUCAAACAAAUUGAUGUUCGCAUGGCUGAACAAGAACGCCAAAAAGCUGAAGUUUCUAAAGUUAUUGCAUAUUCUAAGUGUCUUAUAGCGGCCUUUGACGAUAGGAAGUUAAGGAUUGGGAAGGAAAUCUAUCAAGAACUCACAAGGUUAAAAAGGCCAAUGCUAGACAAAAACAAUAUUCUUCACUGGCCUGUUGUAGUUCUAUAUCCAGAGGUUAUGUCUAGUGAUCUCAUCCAGGAUUUUUGUGAGGUAGACAGGUUUUCAGCGCAUCUUGACAUGAUGUUUUUAGAAGAUUGUCAACCUUUGACCUGGGAUGAAGGAAAUGCUUAUACCCGUGAUGCUCUUGAAGUAUAUUAUAAGGUAGGUUCUGAGAUUCCUUUACCAAAGAAAGAACUUCUUGGUUAUCUGCUCGAGGGAACUGCUGCUUCUAAUUUGGAAAAUGAGGGAGAGGGUGAUAUUGACACUUCUCUUGAUUCAACUAGUUUAUCUACUUCAAUUGGCAAUGACUCCAACUGGGUGAAAGUUGAUGAGAGGAAGACACUCCAUGAUGUGUUGAAGGAGCCAAAUCAUGUAAUUCCUGGAAUUCCAGUGUUUUUUAUAGUUUCAAGGAAGUCCAGCUUCUAUAGUACCUUCAAAUCUGGGACUUGGUCUUACCAACAGGUUGUAUGACCAGGGAUGUUAUUGUUAUUCCCAAUGGGUAGAGUUUCAAAGUUCCAUCAUGAUCCUAACGCAUGGGCAGAUAGUUUAAACCCUUGCUCUUCUCUGUACGAUAUAUGUAUACUAAUUGAGAUUGCUGUGCUAGGUUGAACUAUUUAAUUACACAAGGGAUAUGGCCAUACAGGAAAGUGCUAUCAGUUUUCUUCCUCCAAAUUUACUUAUACAGAGAUUUGAUUCUAGAUUUUAGAAAACUAGGAGCUUGUUUGGUAACACUAAUAUUGGUCAAAUAUGAUAAAAUUGCUGAAAUUUUAGCCGGAAUAGUUGAAUUAACUGAAGGUAUUGAAUUUUAAGAAUUGUAUUGAUAAAA